Molecule: messenger RNA, 1143 nt
Organism: Acinonyx jubatus (cheetah)
Lineage: Eukaryota; Metazoa; Chordata; Mammalia; Carnivora; Felidae
Gene: MGMT
Product: O-6-methylguanine-DNA methyltransferase
Exons: 7
Coding region: 55-1083 (342 amino acids)
Biological process (GO): DNA repair
Cellular component (GO): nucleus
Molecular function (GO): methylated-DNA-[protein]-cysteine S-methyltransferase activity
Source: RefSeq, a predicted model, not a curated record
CCCCGCCCACUGUGGCCCCGCCCCCGCCCCGGCUCCGCCCCCCGCGCCCCGGACAUGCCUGGGCAGCCGGGUGGUUCUCCAGCACUUGGUCACCCUGUGCUCGCAGCUGCUCGUGGUCGGCGCCCUGGUGACGCGAGGACACUUAGAAGCCAGGGACUCAAACCACCAACACGGCUCUAUUCCAGCUCCCUGUUUGGGGUCUCAAGGCCCUUUUCAGUUUAUAGUAUAGUCUCUUUGAUAGAAAAUCAUGGAAGCAAGACAGUAUUUUCUGAAUUCUCUUUUCCUGUGGUCAUCUGUUACCCUUAUUAUCAGGUGCGUGGGAGAAUGGACAAGACCUGUGAAAUGAACUACAAAGUGGUGGACAGCCCGCUGGGGGAGAUUGAGAUCUCUGCCUGUGAGCAGGGUGUGCAUGAAAUCAGGCUGCACGGCAGGAAGACCCCCGAUGCCGGAGCCAUGGAGGCCCCCCCUCUUCCUGAGCUGCUCGGCUGUCCAGGGGAAAUGACGGCGCCCCUGAAGCAGUGCGUGGCCUGGCUGGAUGCCUAUUUCCAUGAGCCGGCAGCCCUCAAAGACCUCCCCUUGCCUGCGAUUCACCAUCCCGUUUUCCAGCGAGAUUCGUUCACCAGACAGGUGUUGUGGAAGCUGCUGAAGGUUGUCAGACUCGGAGAAACGGUUUCUUACCGGCAAUUAGCAGCCCUGGCAGGCAGGCCCCGAGCAGCGCGGGCAGUGGGCGGAGCGAUGAGGACCAAUCCUGUUUUCCACAGAGGACUCACUAGCCCACGUAAGACGGUUCGGCAGCCUUCUGGAAGGUGCGCCCCCCCCCCCCCCCACUCAUUCACCACGGAGGAUGGUCAGCCUCCUGUAGCUUCCCAUCCUCAUCCCGUGCCACAGAGUGGUCUGCAGCAGUGGAGCCGUGGGCAACUACUCCGCAGGCCGGGCCACGAAGGAGUGGCUUCUCGCCCACGAGGGCCGCCUGGCAGAGAAGCCGAGCUGUCCGGGAGGCUCCCGUGGGGGUGGCAUCCCCCCGCCCCCAGCCUGCUGGCGGAACGGAGGACUUGUGGGAGUAAAUACUUGAGUGACACAUAAAGGUUCUAGCACAUUGGAGGUGGUCUGUGCGGUAUUAAAAGAACUGAACGUGUCCUGGGG